UGCUGAGCUCUGACACGGUCUGAUGCAGAAAUGCUUUUCCAACGGGGCGCUGCGUCUCGUCAGCUAGGCUAGCUUCUCGGACUAGGAAAGAAAAUAUUUGGCCGCUGGCUUGCGAGGACUGUGGACAUCCACUGCGAGCAUCUUCUUCGAGACGCCUCCAUCAGUACAAUAUAUUUAAAAGGAGAUAAGAAGAGGUGGCCGUCAGCAGUCAGGUCAGCAGAAGUAUCAGAACGGCUUGUUCUCAGCUUUGAUGCAGAACAGUCUCACUAGGUCAAGAUGACUGAAGAGGUGAUUGUCAUCGCCAAGUUUGACUACAUGGCCCAGCAGGACCAGGAGCUGGACAUCAAGAAGAACGAGCGUCUCUGGCUGCUGGACGAUUCCAAGUCCUGGUGGAGGGUCCGGAAUGCCACCAACAAAACUGGCUUCGUCCCAUCCAACUAUGUAGAGAGAAAAAACAGCGCUAGGAAAGCUUCAAUUGUCAAGAAUCUCAAAGACACACUCGGAAUUGGGAAGGUAAAGAGCAGGAAGGGAGGGAUGAGAGACACCGCUUCCAACGCCGACACGGAUCUGAGCACCGAUAACGGCGAGAGGCUCUACGACCUCAACGUGCCCGCUUUCGUCAAGUUCAGUUAUUCUGCGGAGCGCGAGGACGAGCUCUCUUUGGUGAAGGGCACAAGGGUGGUGGUGAUGGAGAAGUGCAGCGACGGCUGGUGGCGCGGCAGCUACAACGGACGGUCUGGCUGGUUCCCGUCCAACUAUGUGACGGAGGACAUGGAUGGGACGGCGGGGGGAGGAGGCAUGGGCGGCCUGGGAGAUCCGGCUGCCGGAUCGCUGACUGAUAAACUGGUUGACGUGGUAAGAAGCAGCACGAAUGGAAACAGAGUGUUGCACACGGUUCAGGCGCUCUACCCCUUCAGCUCUGGCAACGACGAGGAACUGAACUUUGAGCGGGGCGAGGUGAUGGAGGUCAUAGAGAAACCAGAGAACGACCCAGAGUGGUGGAAGUGCCGCAAAGCAGACGGACAGUUGGGCCUGGUGCCUAAGAACUACGUUACUGUUCUUGACUCCAGCUCCCAUAAAUCCACAGCAGGGCCAGCCGGGCCUCCAACGCCUGACUGUGACUACAUCUCGCCCUCAGGCAGUGGACGCUUUGCUGGGAAGGAGUGGUACUACGGAAAAGUGACGCGCCACCAGGCAGAGGUGGCGCUAAAUCAAAGAGGCACAGAGGGAGACUUUCUCAUCCGAGAUAGCGAGUCAUCGCCAAAUGACUUCUCCAUCUCCCUAAAGGCGCAGAGCAAGAACAAGCAUUUCAAAGUGCAGCUGAAGGAGAACCUUUACUGCAUCGGACAGCGCAAAUUCAACUCUAUGGAAGAGCUUGUCGAACACUACAAAAAGGCUCCCAUCUUCACCAGUGAACAGGGAGACAAACUGUACCUGAUCAAAGCCCUGGCCGCAUCCUGAUCCGAUCCUCACACACACUCACACACACACACACAUGCGCACGCGCACACAUGCACAGAGAUUAAUGGCUUCCAUAUAUAAAACAGAUUCUUACACCGGAACACAUACUAACUUUUCUGCUCUGAGUCUGAAGACUUAACACAUCAUCAGGACUUAAAUGGCCACUUUGUGAGCAUUCCAAGAAGAGAUUUGUAAAAAGCAUGGGAGAGACAUUGAGAGAGGGCUGAAGAAAAGACUUACGGGCCCCGAGAGUUGACUACAGGCCUCUUGGUCGCAUUUUAAAUUAUCCACGUUAGGUCAUAGGCAAUGGCAUGUAUUUCACCCUUGGUAUCUAUAAGGGUUUCAUUUAGAUUUCUUUAUGUUGAUAAUAUAUAAUCUUUUUUUUUAACAAUUUCCUUUAAAGAUGUGAUUUAUUUUUUUUUUUUAAACUACACGACUGAGAUAUUUUUAGAUGACGACUUACUCAGAGCCAUGCCUACAGGUCUUACACGUUGACUCACUUUAAUGUUUGUCUUAAAGCUUUUUUUUGUUUGUUUCUUUUUUGUGGUUGUGGAUACAUUAAUCCACAACUUCAGCUAAUCAUUGAUAAAAAUCAAGUGACCAAACUAUAUUUAUUUAGAUUUGUUAGGAUCCGUGUUGAGAUUGAAAUGUUAUAAUGCAUCUGCUUUUUUGUUGUUGUUUUCCUCCAUUUCUUGUGCAAAGUAGGCUUUUUUUUUGUUAUUUUGUACAAUAGAACUGCUUGUGCCACAUUUUGCUGUAUCCACAUCAUGUGAAUGUUACAAAGAGGAGGCAAAUGACACAGUGAAUCUCAUGAUGCAAAUAAGUAGAAUAGUGUCAGACCAAACUCCCUUUUAUCUUCCGCUAAGAAUCCAUUCACAGCUGGUAGAAAUCGACUUUUUCUGACUAAUACCAACUUUCAGGGUUCUGAGAACUGAUCUGUCAUUUCUGAUUUUGAUUGAUUCCCCCUCUCCAUUCUCCCCAAAAGGAUUAUGAAACAUGAGAACAAAUGUGUUGCAGGUUUGGAAUCCAACAGCUUAUGAAGGAAUUACAAGAUUAUCCACAUUAAUGGACCAAAGUCCAUGCCCCCAUCUGCUAUCUGAUUCCCCCUUUUCUAAAUUGGCAAAUGGCUUCAAAAUACAUUUUACUGCAAUCUGUAGAAUUAAAAUGAUGGGAGCUAUGAGUUUUGUUGAAAAAUCUUAUCUUUUUAUCCUGGAUCUGCUGAUUUAGCAAAACAUUGGCAGAUUUUGAGCUGUAGCUGGUUGAUUGGUUCAUUUUUGCAAACUUCAGUUAUGUUUUUAUUUUUAAAUGACACAUGCUGCUUUUUAACGGGUUUAUGUAGAAGGUUUAUAGCUUAAGUGUGCUUAAUCACAGGAGGAGGCAAAAUCAUAUUUUUCACAAAUUAAAGCUGACCAAAUUGGUCUAUUUUGAUUUCCGGCCUAUUGGUCAGUGCACCUCUAGGUUUGGGGAAUAUCUUUGUGUCUGAAGCUCACCGUUGGCGUCAUGGAGUCCUUUUUUGUUUUUUGUCAUUCGGAAAAGAAAAUGUAUAAAUCUAGUUCUCUGGAACAGAGAGGGGAAGUGGAGAACUGGCUCAGGCAGCCAACAGGGUGAUCUCACCGCUCCUAAAUUAGUGAUUACUAAAGGGAAUAGAGGGUCACCGGGAGAUCAAGUGUGCGUAGUUGCAAAGCAUGGAUGUUAUACGAAAAAAACCCGACCUAUUCCUUGCGGAGGCAGAAAAGAUCCAAGUUUCUAUGUACAGCGAAGGUUUGGAGUGAGCGUUUUUUUUUUCACUGAAAGGGGACUAGGUAGAGUCUGAAUGUGGAAGGGCAGCAAUCAAAACUGCAGCAGAAGGAGUGCUGGCAGGGAGCAGCUCCAGCAGGGGGAUGAUGAUGAUCAUCAGAAAGCCUGCGAUGAUGAGUUCUGCAGCUGGUUGGACCCGGGCACAAAAAGAAAAGAGGAUGAGGGAAGGAAAAAUAGACUAAGGAAUUGGAGAGCAUGUUCCACUGUAACAGCCACGCCCAGUUGAUCAUCUACGAAGCAGCUGAUGCUGCAUUGGCUGUAAAGUUUUUGAUGAAAGCAUCUGAGGUGAUUGGCAGAAGUAGAGAUGGACCAAUCUGAAUGAUCGGUCUUGCACCCAUCAAUAUCAGUUUUUCCCAAUUGUUUAUUUUGAGAGCCUUGUUACAGGAAGAUUGAAACAUUUACGUCAUUAUUUGAUGAGUAGUGGUGAUGUCACACUGUGUGUGAGUCUUAGUUUUUAAAACAAACACAAAAGGAUGAAAGUACACUUUGAAGUCCAGCAUUUUAUGUUGGCUUUUAGCAGAGCGAGCAUUGAUAAAAUACCGGUUUCCGUGUGUGUUUUCUGGAGAAUGUAACUCUGUACCUUAACUCAUAUAAAAUUUAAACAUUUCAUCAUCCAGCAUUUUUAAAAAGCUUAGAAUAACAAAACGGCAAAUUUGUUACACUGUUUAGCCUUCCUGGUAUCUGCUGAAAGUCUUGCUUUCUCUCGCAGCCCAAAUAAACCACUGACAUGUCAUCAAAAACAAUUGUUUACUUUGAAACAACUUCUCAGAUGUGUUACUGAAAAUGGCUCACUUUGUUGUCUUUUCUCAGUAGUUGCUUCCACAUUAAGGACUGUUGUCGGUGCGAAUUUGAGGUACUUGGGUACAGUGCGUUCACAGGUUUAUUUGUUUGAGUCAUGGCCACUGGUUAGAGUUCAUCAACUUGAAAAAAAGCCUCAUUUUAUUUCCCACCUUAUUUUGUUUCAGAUAAAAGUUUUUAAAUCUGAAAAUGUUUUAUGAGAAGUUAAACCAUUCAUUCAGAUUUAUGUGUUUAAAGUGCUAAUUUCAAGGUUUCUUGGAAAGGUGUCUUAAUAUGGAGCACACUUAAAACAAAACGGGAUUAUUAAGCUUUUGGAGAUAAUUGUAGAAUUAUAAUUUAACUUAGCAAUUAAUUAGCAUUCCCUUUUGCAGAUAUGUUUAUUUCAGUAAUCACACUGGUUUUGAAGUUUUAAGAAUUACCCCCCUCAAUUCCAGGGCUUUGAAAAUACCCAAUCUGUAGCUACCUGCUGGAUUCAUUUGUUGGAUUCAUUCACCUGCUUGUUGCUAGUACUUGCUCCCCGGCCCCCAGUUUCUGCAGCAUCUGUGAUGCCACAAAGCAUUAAAGUGAAUCCGCCAACACAUUCUGCCCCACUUUAAAGGAUUUGGGAGAAUUUAACGUGCCUUCACAGCUUUACGGCAACCAAAGCUUUAGCUCCCCGAUUUUUUUAAAAUUCCCCCCCCCUUCUUUUCUCUUUAGAACCCAUACUUCCUACUUCUGAUCACUGCUAUCUGCUUAAAGCUUUGCAUGUGCAUCAGCGGAGCGAUUAGCAGAUGCGUGGGGACGGCCGGACACAUCCUCAUAGGAAAGCGCAUUUCCUCCUUUAGCGCUCACCAAAUGUCAUGGACUUACCCCUCUCUCUUUUCUUGCUCAUACAUAAUACGCCCUUUUUAGUUGGUGUCUUCCAUUUCAAGUGGCCUUACCAUAGCUGACUUCAUCAAGUCUUAGAUGAGCAGUGAAUGCCUACAUGUAAAUGAUAAACACACGUGCGGAUGUUGAGUGAUAAACAUAACUCCAGGUGUGAUGUAAUCAUGACCCAAAUCUGUAUGAGCACCUCAAGUAAUUUGUGUAUCAAAACGUCGACAGUUUUAAGAUAUCAUUUUUACAUCUUUAUCUACAACUAGUGUAAGAUUUCACAUUUGUUUUUUUGUUUGUUUGCAGAUUAGCCACAUAAAUAUGAACAAACUCAAUAUUUAAAUAUUUAGCUUGACAUUAAAACAGAACUACAGUAUCUCCCUGCUUAGAUAUUGUUACUGGGAUCUUUUUUUCAUUUUACAAUAAAAAGGAGGCUGCAUGAGCAGAGCCUUGUAGCUGUACAAAAAUAUAUAUAUAUAUAUCUGCUUUAAAGAGACAUUAAAAGUCAGUUGUGACAGAUAUUAUCAAGACUGCUCGUCAAACUAUUAGUCCUGAUGGGGAGUAAACUUACUACAGUGCGCGCUGAACUCACUAAAUUCACCUGAGAUAUUAAACUUUCACACAGAUGUCUUGAUAAUAUUAAAAACAAGUGGCCCGUGUUUGAUUUUGGUGCUUUCGUGCUGCUUACAUUUCUGUGGUGAUAUUUGUCUCACAAAGCUUUUUUUUUUUUUUUCCUUUGUUUUUUAUUUUCUUUUUUUAUUUCUGUAAGUGAGAGUGAAGAAACAGAUUCAUGCUGUGGAAUGAUUAAAAAGAAGGCAGUGCUGUGAAAAAAAACCCGUAAUGUUAUGCUCUUAAUACUGUUUUUAUGGAGGGGAGACUGUCUUCAGGUGUAAUAAUUUAGAAGAUUUAGAGUGUUAAAGAUGUAAUAAAAAGCAAA
This is a messenger RNA of Poeciliopsis prolifica (blackstripe livebearer), 5845 nucleotides long. It is a transcript of the gene nck1b, whose product is annotated as NCK adaptor protein 1b. Gene Ontology annotation, biological process: positive regulation of endoplasmic reticulum stress-induced intrinsic apoptotic signaling pathway; positive regulation of translation in response to endoplasmic reticulum stress; negative regulation of endoplasmic reticulum stress-induced eIF2 alpha phosphorylation. The coding region runs from base 277 to 1461 and encodes 394 amino acids. The record is from RefSeq and is a predicted model, not a curated record. Lineage: Eukaryota; Metazoa; Chordata; Actinopteri; Cyprinodontiformes; Poeciliidae. The transcript has 5 exons. Gene Ontology annotation, molecular function: ephrin receptor binding.